Molecule: messenger RNA, 1063 nt
Organism: Pisolithus orientalis
Lineage: Eukaryota; Fungi; Basidiomycota; Agaricomycetes; Boletales; Pisolithaceae
Exons: 14
Coding region: 97-975 (292 amino acids)
Source: RefSeq, a predicted model, not a curated record
CUGGGAGUCUAGGCCUAAUUAGUCUAUCGAUGUCUUUAUAUAAGAACCUUGUAUAAGGAACUCCCCUCGCCUCCCUUCCGCCUCUCCACGUUCGAGAUGAUGUACCCUGGAAUUAACGUAGCUGCAUGCUUCAAUGUUGCAGCAUAUGUGUUGUUCCUGUACGACUACACACUUACGUUUGGAAGGGAGGUCGAUCUGUUCUGGUGUCAACCGCGUCGGACGUGGGCGUUUGCUCUCUUCAUCGCCAACCGAUACAUAGGCCUCUUGGGCCGUGUUCCUGCUUUUCUGGAAAAUUUUCUCCCGCACAGCGGCGGUUCGAACAGCCCAGUGUGCCAGAGUCUGCACAUGACCGAUCAACUCAUCAUGGCUGUUCUUCAACUCAUUGGAGCAAUAAUCAUGAUGAUGCGGGUGUACGCCUUCUAUGACCAAGACCGACGAGUUCUGGCCCUCUUUGUCACGGUGGCUCUGAUAUCUGCAGGAAUUUGUUGCUGGGCAUUUAUAUAUCGCGGACCGCCACUUCCACCACCGAAAUACAUGGUGCUAGCUGGCUGUCUCGGACCAAUCUACCCAUCACAGGCUCUACGUUACGCCGCCGCAUGGGGCGGGCAACUUCUCUUCGACGCCCUCAUUUUUGUCUUCACACUUUGGAAGUUGGCGCGUAUCGGUACCAGGGGCGAACGAACUUUCAUAGACAUGCUGAUACGUGACGGCACCUUAUACUUCGGCGUGAUGACAGUCAUGAACGUCGCAAAUAUUAUCGUGUUUCUGGUAGCAAAUCCAUGGGUGAAGUCAGUCCUAUCCAGUCCGACAAACUUGCUCUGUGCGGCAAUGAUAUCGAGAUUGAUGAUGAAUCUUCGGGAUCCUAAAAGUCGAGUUGUGGGUUUUCCAUCCCAGAUAUGCAAUUUCCCAAUGCUUAUUUAUGCAACUAUCAAUUUACUCCUAGGUUGGCGUAUCAACAGUGCAGGGCUUCACUGAUGAACCGUGGAGUCCCGCAACUUACAGCGAAGUAUAUCACACUGCCUAAUCACACUCACUCUUGGAGAGUUUUGAGACUGUAGCUCAU